Molecule: messenger RNA, 1257 nt
Organism: Coprinopsis cinerea okayama7#130
Lineage: Eukaryota; Fungi; Basidiomycota; Agaricomycetes; Agaricales; Psathyrellaceae
Product: actin filament binding protein
Exons: 10
Coding region: 1-1257 (418 amino acids)
Molecular function (GO): tRNA (cytidine-N3)-methyltransferase activity
Source: RefSeq, a predicted model, not a curated record
AUGGAACCUUCAACUGAAGCAGUGAAGAAGAAGGCGACAUCUUCUGUUCAUGACGCGAAAGAAGAUAAGCCGCCAUUUGGAUCAAGGUUUUUGACCAACGAGGAAGAAGUCUGGUCACAGAACGCAUGGGACCAUGUACCCCCUCCUGACGGCCAGGAUGAAAUCAUCGCAAAGGCCCUUGAGAAGCAAAAGAGCAACCCCGUUCCGGUGGAAGAUAGAAUCAAAUAUAACGAAAAACCUGCAAAACACUGGGACACUUUUUACAAGUCUAAUGCUGAUAAUUUCUUCAAAAAUCGAAAAUGGCUACACAACGAAUUCCCUGAGCUCGUUGCGGCAACUCAGGAAGGAGCAGGGCCUUUUGUAGUUGCGGAAAUCGGUUGCGGUGCAGGAAACUCCGCAUUCCCCCUCUUGUCGUCGAACAAAAACCCAGAGCUUCGGAUACACGCAUACGAUUACUCUUCUCAUGCAGUCAAGGUUGUACAGAAUAACCCGCUGUACAAAUCGCCACCAGUCGGCUCGAUUCAAGCUUCGGUCUGGGAUCUUACUAGUAAAGAAGGAUUGCCCUCCGAUCUGGCACCAGGAUCGGUCGACAUUGUCGUUCUUGUCUUCGUACUCAGUGCCCUCCAUCCGGACGAAUGGAUUCAGGCUAUAGACAAUGUCCACACAAUGCUCAAACCCGGUGGAUUGGUCGUAAUGCGUGACUAUGGGCGCUACGACCUUACUCAACUUAGAUUCAAAGGAGGGAGACUUCUAGAGGAUAAUUUUUAUAUCCGCGGAGACAAGACGCGUGUUUACUUCUUUGAACUAGGAUCGAAAGCAACUGCAGCAGAACACGCCCAUGCAAAUUCGACAUCCUAUUCCAUCGAGAACGAUGACGACGACACGAGCAAGGAGGCAAGUUCACCGCAGAAUGGAGUUCCCGCAGACUCUGCUCCUCUGAAUGACGAGUCGGUCGGCCAGUUGCAUGUUUCAGACUCUGUCACAUCGCUUCCAGAGACUUCCUCCAACGAAGGAAUUCCUCCGCAGACGACACCGCAAUCCGGUGCAAUUCAUCCCAACUUGCUGUCACACGAAAGCGUUUCUCGACAUCCACUCUUUACCACCGCUCAGUUGGGUAUUGAUCGGCGAUUACUGGUAAACAGAAAGCGUCAGUUGAAGAUGUACAGGGUCUGGAUGCAGGAGCCGAAUGUAUCUGCCAUGAAACUACCUCGGGAUCUCGUUCGCGACAUCCACCAGGGCCACGGGCGCUACUUGUGA